AUGGACGCGCCGGUGGGGCAGGGGCACUGCUCAGGGUGCUGCGCGGCCGUGCGCUGGGGCCGGGCGGACGCAGGGCGGUGGGGGCCGUGGGCAGGUGGCGAGAGCGGGGCGGAGCCAUUCAGCUCACCCAGGGAAGCGGCGCGUAGGCGGGGUGGACGGCCCCCGUCACGCGGGCCGGGGCAGGGGUUGCCGGCGCCGUCGGCCUGCCUGGCGGCCGUGUGGACUGGGGCCAGCUGGGAGCGGAGAGGAGGCGGGGUGGAGGGCCCCGAUGGGCGGGCCGGGCCGGGGCGUGGUGCGCCGGGACGCCGGUGUGGCAGACGCAGCGACAGGGGCCGGCCGGGCCGGCGCGUAGGCAGGGUGACGGGGAGGGCGCGACGGCCAGGAGGCGGUGGCAAGGGGUGGCGCCGGAGGCGGGUGAGCAGGGUGGCGGCGGGGAGGGUGCGGAGGCUGGGAGGCGGUGGCAAGGGAGACGCCGGCGGGUGGGAGGCGGUGCCGGCGGCGAGGGCGCAGAGGGCUGGCGGCGAGCACCAGCUAGCAGUGCGCGGGUGA
Messenger RNA from Panicum virgatum (switchgrass), 549 nucleotides. Its product is annotated as translation initiation factor IF-2-like. NCBI's taxonomy places the organism in Eukaryota, Viridiplantae, Streptophyta, Magnoliopsida, Poales, Poaceae. The record is from RefSeq and is a predicted model, not a curated record. The transcript has a single exon. Bases 1 to 549 code for a protein of 182 amino acids.